This is a messenger RNA of Drosophila sulfurigaster albostrigata, 1624 nucleotides long. RefSeq lists its product as uncharacterized. Bases 42 to 935 code for a protein of 297 amino acids. NCBI's taxonomy places the organism in Eukaryota, Metazoa, Arthropoda, Insecta, Diptera, Drosophilidae. The record is from RefSeq and is a predicted model, not a curated record. The transcript is spliced from 2 exons. Gene Ontology annotation, molecular function: DNA binding.
CAUAGAUUUUGUGCUUUGAUAAAAAACUGCAAAACACUGCAAUGUUUGUUAUAAAUGUUCAGGAAGAAGAGACAAAAUGCACAGAAUCCCAAUUGGAUAUAUUACUUAAGAUCCACCAAGGACAGUAUAGACUAGUGAAGAAGUACAAACGCAGUUCCGUAUGGAACGUAUACCGGGAAAUUGCUCGACCCGAUGGCAGCAAACUCAAGUGGCGUUACUAUUGCACGGGCUGCAAGCGGGUAAUGCAAUCUACGGGAGGCACAACCUCCAACCUGCGCAUACAUAAAUGUCAUGUGCGCUACCUUAAACAGCACGGCCGUGAAAAUGGAGAACCGCAGCAACAGCAACAAAAGCGUGAACAGCAGCCACAGCGCAGUCACAUUAACAUCCAAAGAUUGCCGGUGGUGAAGAAGAUGACAGAGAGCAAAAAUCAAAGGUCUUCAUUCGACGACUUAUAUCAUGUGAAAACGGAUACAUUCAGCGAUGUGGAGCAAGAGGAGGACGAGGAGGAAGAUAACUAUGUGGACAUGCACAGCUUGACACAUCCCAUCGAGGAGAGCAUUGAACAACUUGAUUCGCCGGAGGUGUCGUUGGCAACCAGUGAGCGACCGCUAUUAAAACUCUUCUCCGAAGAGGACUCCUGGUCACCGGAAAUAACCGAGGUGCAGCCCAUUGAACUUGACCAGCUGACGGAGGAGCAUUCUCAGCACUUCAGUAAGGAGACAAUUAAGCCAAACUCUGCCCACUCAAUGCACAUUGAUGCCUCGGCGAUAUCUGAAGCGGAAAGCUAUGGCAGGGCUUGGGCGCAUGCAUUUCUCAAGCUGAGCGAGGAGCAAAAGGUUUACGCGAAGCGCUCUAUCGAUGAGCUAUUGGUCCUGGGGAGAUUGGAACGCUUGAAUAUCUCGACGGUGACAUCGCUCACAACCAAUUUGUAAUUGUAGCGCAUAAUUAACAUUAAGUUUAAAGUUUUAAGCUAAAAUACAUUAAAAUGAACUAGAAUCAUUUUUCAAUUUCAGUUAUUAUUUGACUAAUAUUGACAACUUCCCAUAAUUGUAUUCUCUGCAAUCUAAGAAUAAGCAUUUUAAUUCUAAAUAUUACUUUAACUAGACUUUAUUUCCUCCAUACUUAAUAAAAAGCGCUUAUUUCAAUUACCGUGAAAAAUAAAAUUACUUUUCAGCUUCAUUCACCACUUAACACGGACUCAAAAUAUGAAAUAAUUGUUAAAUGCGUUUUAAUGUUUUUCAAUUUUUUUAUUUUUUCCAAUAUAUUUUUUUUAGUUUUUCUCUUUUUAAACGUUUUUCUUUGUUGCAUUUUUUUUUGCAUUUUGUAUAUACUUUUCUUUGCAUUUUGCUGUGAAUUACAAGUUGUUUCUCUCAUUUGCUUUUUUUUUUUUUUUUUGUUUUUGCUUGAUGUUCGCUUACAUUUGUGGGGCUUUCUUGCGUUAUUUUCGCCUCUUAUUUCUUUUGCUCUGGAGCUUCCGAAUUGUAGAUGUAGCUUCCGAUAGUGUGUAUACAUGUGUAUGUGUGAGUGUGUAUAUGUCUGAAUGUGUGAAUGCAUGUGUGUAUCGUAAUUGAAAUCAUAUUUUAUGUGAGGUUAUGUGAACAUCUUAAGUUUUAAUUGAAAA